GUGGAGAAUAAUUUAGGAGUUUAAGAAGAAGGAGCCUGGACCUGAAGGAGCAGGAGGCAUGCAUAGGGAGAGAAAGGCUACAUCAUGGCCAGCAGUUGGUCCAUUCCUCGCCGAUCUGGGGACCGCGAUUGGUGACUGCAGGGGCCUCCACCGUCCAUGCUAUGCAUUGAGCUGCAAGGGUGGAUUCCGGUUUGGACCGGAUCAGUCUGGAUAUGAGUACCUUCUUCCUUUUUGUUCAUCCCAGAGUCCAGGCACCAGACCAGACGCCCGAGAGUGUGACAAGUCGAAGGUCGAAUCGGACCCCGUUGCCUCAAUUUGAUUCAGUUAGACUUCUGGAGACAUCACUGGGGCAGGUCAGCUCGCCUGUCAAGGGUCAGAGCAGAUGAUGCGGAGAGAAAGCAGAUGAUCGCAUUUCCCCUCAUUGAUGGAAAUGAUCGGCAGGAGCAGCAGGAGCACUCGGCAAAAGAGGUGAAAGACCCUUAACUAGCUGACUAGACUAUCUUUAGCCAGAAUGUCACUAGUUAUACUAGGUAGUUAGUCAGGGGGUUGCGUCCGAAACCGCCCCCCAUGGAGUGAAAGAGAGGAACUGGAACCAACAAG
Aspergillus aculeatinus CBS 121060 is the source of this 600-nucleotide messenger RNA. RefSeq lists its product as uncharacterized. NCBI's taxonomy places the organism in Eukaryota, Fungi, Ascomycota, Eurotiomycetes, Eurotiales, Aspergillaceae. The record is from RefSeq and is a predicted model, not a curated record. The coding region runs from base 59 to 319 and encodes 86 amino acids. The transcript has a single exon.